Messenger RNA from Didymodactylos carnosus, 1320 nucleotides. Lineage: Eukaryota; Metazoa; Rotifera; Eurotatoria; Philodinida; Philodinidae. The record is from the annotation of a GenBank genome assembly.
AUGAAUGCUCGGGUGGUUGAAACAUUAGCACGUUUAGUGUACAUAACUGGAAAACUACUAGAAGCUGCUACGUGGUCGCAAAGAUUUUCUGAUGUUGCUGCUGAUCAAACUGCUCGACAAAAGUUUGCAGCAUCGUGUAUUAAGUUUAUCCAGGAUUAUGGCUUUGACGGUGUUGAUCUUGACUGGGAAUAUCCUGUUUCUGGCGGAUUAGAGCAUAACGUUCAUCGUUCACAAGAUCGUGGCAAUUACGUUUCUUUGCUCGAAGAAAUUCGAAAACAAUUGAAUGAUGCUGGUCAAAAAGUUGGAAAAACGUAUUUAUUAACUGUUGCAACUGGUGCUGGAGCUGACAAAAUUGCCGAUAUGGAUUUAAAAAACAUGGCAAGACAUCUCGACUGGAUUAAUAUCAUGUCGUAUGAUUUUCACGGAGGAUGGGACGCAAAAACCGGUCACAAUGCACCCUUGUAUGCGAACAAGGACGAUCAGUCAGCAGACACUGCACCUAGUUUUAUCAAGUCAAAAUACAAUUGUGAUAAAGCUGUUCAAGGGUAUAUUGCUGCAGGUGUGCCUCCUGAGAAAUUAGUCAUGGGAUUAGCGCUGUAUGGCCGCGGUCGUCAAGGAGUGAAAAACGAGAAUAAUGGAUUGUUUCAAGAUGCAUCGGCUCAAUUACCACAGGGAACAUGGGAAAAUGGCGUGUAUGAUUACGAUGAUUUGAAAAAGAAAUAUAUGCCAACGUAUACAAAAUAUUUCGAUGAUCAAUCGAAAGUGCCUUACCUAUACAAUCCAUCCACGGGCAUUUGGAUCUCGUACGAUGAUCCACAAUCGUUCGGAUUCAAAAACACGUAUAUUCUGGACCACAAACUUCGUGGUGCUAUGUUCUGGGAAUUCAGUUCUGAUCGAGGCAGUGAACUUAUUGAUUUAACCCAUCAACAACUGAAUAAAGGUGUCGUUCCAACUACCGCGAAACCGUCGGGAGCAUCAUCUACUCCAAAGACAUCGAAAUCCACGAAACCGUGGGGUAUAUCAUCUACUCCAAAGACAUCGAAAUCCACGAAACCGUGGGGUACAUCAUCUACUCCAAAGGCAUCGAAAUCCACGAAACCGACGGUGUCUACAGAUCCGUCAACACCGACGGCGAAAAUUAAAUCUUCGACCACUGCAUCUUCUGGUGGACAAGCUGCACCCUGGAAAGUCGGCGUAUCUUACGCAGUUGGUAACCAAGUCUCAUAUGAAGGGAAAGUGUACAAAUGUAUUCAACCAAACACGGCACUGGACAGCUGGAUGCCAACAGCAGUUCCAGCAUUGUGGCAAGUAGUUAACUGA